Vitis riparia (riverbank grape) is the source of this 1586-nucleotide messenger RNA. RefSeq names its product 3-hydroxyisobutyryl-CoA hydrolase 1-like. Gene Ontology annotation, molecular function: 3-hydroxyisobutyryl-CoA hydrolase activity. The record is from RefSeq and is a predicted model, not a curated record. The coding region runs from base 108 to 1298 and encodes 396 amino acids. The transcript is spliced from 14 exons. NCBI's taxonomy places the organism in Eukaryota, Viridiplantae, Streptophyta, Magnoliopsida, Vitales, Vitaceae. Gene Ontology annotation, biological process: L-valine catabolic process.
UCCACGAUUCUCUUGUAGGCAAUUCCAGAAACCCUACCAGUCAAUGCUAUGCCCUGAAACCAUCCAUUAUUGCUCUCGUAAAACAACCAUAAAUACUCUCGGUUCAUAUGCUACUAACUCUCAUCCUCAUUGGUUUGUAUCUAUCUCAUUCUUCCAAGUCAUCUAGCUUCUUCCCGUCAUCUCUCAUGGCUUCCCGCUUCUUGUCCCACCCGGAGCCUAACCAGGUCCUUUUUGAGGAAAGUUCAUGUGUCCGAAAGGUGAUACUAAAUAGACCCCACAAGCUAAACAGUCUCACUUAUGAAAUGAUUUCUCAAAUUUUAAGGAAUUUGGAAGUGUAUGAGAAGGAUCCCAUUGUCAAACUUUUGAUUUUAAAGGGACAAGGAAAGACAUUUUGCGCUGGUGGAGAUGUUGUAGGAAUGGUUCUUUCUAUAAAUGAAGGACAUUGGAGCUUUGGUGCAAGCUUCUACAAGAAACAACUCACCUUAGACUAUUUACUUGCAACAUCUACAAAACCUUUGGUUUCACUUAUUAAUGGAAUUGUAAUGGGUGGAGGUGCUGGAUUGUCCAUGAAUUCAAUGUUUCGGGUUGUCACUGAGAACACUGUAUUUGCUAUGCCAAAAGGACAAAUAGGACUUUUCCCAGAUGUCGGUGCAUCAUAUUUCCUUUCUAGGCUCCCAGGAUAUUUUGGAGAAUAUUUAGGACUUACUGGUGCACGACUAGAUGGAAAGGAGAUGCUUGCUUGUGGUCUUGCUACCCAUUUUGUCCUCUCAAAGGAUCUUCUUCUACUGGAAAAUUCACUAUCUGAGGUGGCUUCUUCAGAUGCAUCAACCAUUUCUAGAGUUAUCAGUGGAUUCUCGAGCAAAAUAUCCUUAAAGAAAGAAAGCGCCUAUAGGAGAUUGGAGACAAUCAACAAAUGUUUCUCAAGGAGGACAGUUGAAGAAAUCCUAUCAAUGCUGGAAAAUGAGGCUGCAAAUGGAGAUAACAAGUGGAUAAUCCAAGCAAUAAGUUCCAUGAAGUCAGCUUCUCCGACAAGCCUUAAAAUUUUUCUUAAAUUGAUUAGAGAAGGGCGAACAAAAGAACUUAAAGAUUGUCUAAUCCAAGACUAUACAAUCGCUUGUCACAUGUUUCAAAGGACAUUCAAUCCUGAUUUCAUUGAGGGUUCAAGAGCAAAAUUAUUUGAGAAAGGCCAACAACCUAAGAGACUUUACUCAUUUCUAAGGGAAAAGAAACAACUUAUAUUCGAGUUAGGAGAACAGGGGUGCAACUACACAACUGUCCAUCAGGUCUCGAUCCCAUGACAAAAGCCCUCGAUUUGUCCAAUCUUCCCCUUCAGCCAAAAUCUUUGUAGAAAAUAACUUGAGUGCCUUAAAAUAACCUAAGAGGGGAUUCAAUGGGUUCCAUCAAUUAUCUGAGGCACACUUUUGCAUGCUGUUUAUUUCACCUUUAGAGGAAGGAAGACUAUUUUUAUAGCUUCUUUUGCUACCUGCUAAUUUUACAAGCAAUAUCUAAUGUAGAAAAAGAUGAUAUGAAUUUUUUGUCCAUCUAAUGGUCACAUGCCACAACAGCAAUGAUAAAGGGGAACAUAA